GCUUAAAAUAGUACCAAAAUGGAUGAACACGACUAUCGGAGUGUAAUCAUUUACCAUGCACGGAAUCGAUACUACUACACGAUGCAACGGUCCGCACUGGAGGCGAUGGCCAAGUACACCAAUGACGUCGCGUUCCGCUUCCUGAACGGGCUCGCCCUGAUACUGGAUGGGUUUCGGCUUCAGGAAGGCAUCCGCGAGCUAAACCAGCUACGGAACGAAACGGACCUCGGUAUGGCGGUAACGCUCUGUCUGAUGUACACUCACAAACGGUGCCACAUCGUGGACAAGGAGGAGCUGAUCAGUCUCGAUGCGCAGCUAAAAGAGGAACGCAAGCGUCUAACGGCUCAAUCCGCUUAUUACGCCGCCUUGUUUCUUCAUCUGAGCGGCAAAACGGAGAAGGCCAAAGAGUACGCAGAUAAAGCACUGCGGCUGGCACCGAACCAUUCCGACAUACUAUCGUUGAAGGGAUGGUGCGAGCUGCUGCUGGGCAGGGUAAGCAAUCAAACGAUGGAGCUGUUUAACCGUGCGCUCGAACUUGGUGGCAAACAUCUGGACGCGUAUCUUGGGCAGGUUCGGUUUUACCAGCUAAACAACGACUUCGAUGCCGCUACGGCUGUACUGAACCAGGUUGCGGUUGGAUUUCCAGCCGUGAUCAUUCCACUGGUCGAGAAGAUGAAAACCCACCUUGCUAACUGGCACUGGGAGCACACUGCUGAGUUAGCGAAUCGUAUAUUGGCGGAGAAACCGGCCAGUCUGGAAGCGCUCACGGUGAAGAUUAUGGUGUUGAUCGUGAAGGAGGGCAAUUACACGGCUGGUGCAAGUGCGCUGCAGUAUCUGGCCAGCUCGGUUGAGAAGAUCGAACCGGGAAAUGGAGAACUGUUUCUGCAGCUCGGUCAACUGUAUUCGGUCGUUUGUGGGCGGGAUGCAAACGUGUUGGUUGAAACGUUUAAACUUGUCGAGCGAGCGGUUAAGCUGAAGGGUUCCAAUGCGGAAUAUCUGACCGAGCUGGGAUAUCAGGCGAUACUGCAGCGUCGCUAUCGAGAAGCGGUGGCACACUUUAAAAACGCCACAAAAGUAAACGAUAGUUCAAUUCGGACGCUAUGCGGUCUUACGCUUUGUCAGAUGUUGGAAAAUGGCGUAUCGGAUCAAGUGAAGCAACAACUAGAGUUUCUAUCGGAGGUGCAGGGCCGUACGCCGAACCCGUUGCUCCUGUUCAUGACCGCGAAGAUGCACGCUGACAACCAAGCCAAAGCAACGGAGCUAUUGCUGGCCGCAUCCGAAGCUCACUUUAAAAAUCUGAAAGCCAUCCCUUACGGGCCGGAAUAUUUGCGGCUGUUUAACCCGGACUUUCUGCUACAGCUAGUACACGAACUGUUGGCACAUUCGCCCGUAAAGGGAAUGUCGGUCGGAGGCACUUUGCGUUCUACGCCGGGCGAAUUGCAGCAGCAUCCGGUCCUGUUGCAAGCUGUUAACCUGCUGGAAUCAGUUGUGAAAGCUUGUCCGGGGCUUGUGGAAGCUGUUUAUCUGCUUGCCGUGGUACAGCGACUCGGCGGUGAGAUAGGCCUGGCAUCGGUAACGUUAAAUCGCAUCCUGCAGGAGCUUGAUCCGGCAUAUUCAAAUGCGCAUCUGCUACUUGCGGAAGUACACAUCGAGCAGAAACAGUAUCAGCGUGCCGCACAGAGCCUAGAGAUAUGCCUAAGCCACAGCUUCAAGGUGCGUGAAAACCCAAUGUAUCAUUUACUUUACGGCAUGAUACUGAAGAACCAGCAACAGUACGAGGACGCGCUGAAGAGUUUCUUUAUGGCGAUGAAUCUGUGUGGUAUCAGCAGUUCUGUUGGUGGUUCGGUUGGAGUGCCGUCUGCUGUUUCUGUCGCGGCGAAAAGCCACAGCGAUACAACGGGAACACAACAGCUUAAUAUAGCCGAUCGACUAACACUGUAUCUGGAGGUAAUAGAAACACAGCAAAAAAUCAACCAGCACACGGAAGCGCUCAAGUUGCUGGAAUUGGUGUCGACCGAGUUCGGCGGAACCUCCGAAGAAGGACGGCUGGUGCUGGCAAUGGCCGACUUUUAUCUGCAGCAAGGUAACCAAACGAAAGCUAUUGACCUGCUAAAGAAAAUGCAGCCAGACCAGCUGUAUUACGUGCAAGCCAAAACGAAGAUGGCGUACAUUUAUCUGAACCAUCGUAAAGAUCGCUUAACGUUUUCGCAAUGUUUUCGCGAGCUGGUAGCUAACUGUCCGAACGCCUCCAGCUAUCUGAUGCUCGGCGAUGCGUACAUGUCCAUACAGGAACCGGACGAUGCGAUCAAAGCGUACCGUGAAGCAAUCCGGCAAAGUCCGCACGAUGCACUGUUGGCAAGUAAGCUGGGUCGUGCGUACGUCCGAACGCACCAGUAUCAGAAAGCGAUAGCGUACUACCAGGAAGCGAUUCUACAUCCGGAAAACUAUCCACUGAAGCUUGAUCUGGCGGAACUGUACCUGAAGCUGAAACAGUACCAAAAUGCCGAACAGACGCUAGCGGAUGAGCUGAACGGUAAAGUAAGCGACUCCGAUGAACUUUCGGCCUUACAAGUGCGCACGAAGCAGUAUCUCCUGCUAGCCCGUAUACGGGAAAAGGCUGGACAACUAAACGCAUCUCUUCAGACACUAAAGGAGGCACGGGAUAAUCAGCUUAAGGUGCAACAUCGAUUACUGCUCGACCAAACGGUUACGGGCAUACCGAGCGAGCAGAACAAGAUGCUUGCAAGAAUCUGCGUCCUUAUGGCUGAACAGUCCCAGGCUAUACGUGACAAUGAGCAGAUGAUACACCACUACAAGGAAGCGCUAAAGUACAUCCCGAACGAUACAGGCGUAAUGGCGUCUCUUGCCCGUAUCUACAUGCAGCUGAAUCGAAUGGAUGAAUGCCAGGCAACCUGCGUCCAGAUCGUACAGCUCGAUCCGAACAACGAGGUGGCGCUGGUAAUGAUGGCUGAUCUGUCCUUCCGCCGGAUGGACUUUGAAAAUGCGGCCUACCACUUUUCACAGCUUCUGCUCUAUCAACCCACGUACUGGACAGCGCUGGCACGUUUGAUCGAAGUGCUGCGGCGCAGUGGCACCCUCGUCGAAGCGGCUACCUUUCUGCAGCGUGCCGAAGAAGAAGCCACACGGUCCGACUGUGAGGCGGGACUGAGCUACUGCAAGGGAUUGUGUGAAUGGUACCGUGGCAACCCAAACAGUGCCCUGCGGCUGUUUAACUACUGUCGCCGGAACGAGGAGUGGGGCCAGCAAGCGAUUUACAAUAUGAUCGAAAUUUGUCUCAAUCCCGAUGGUGAUCUACCGUCCGAAGGGUCCGUCAUCGAUAUCGGUGCGGACGAUCUGGAGAUAAAGGAUUCGCGUGCGAUGGCACUACGCACAGCGGAACGGUUGCUGAACGAGCUGAAGCCGCGUCCCGGUGUGUUGGACAACGAAGCGUUAAACCAUCGGCUGUUGGAAAAUUUUCUCCUAGUUGCAUCCCGCCAGAAACAUAACGUUGAGCAAGCGCUACAAAACUUUACCGCCAUCGCGUCACAGGAUGAGUACAUUGGGGCGAUCUACGGGAUGGCUGUAACGCACGUCAUCCUGAAGCAGAGCCAACGGGCCAAAAAUCAGCUCAAACGCGUAGCGAAAAAUGUCUGGACGUUCGAGGAGGCAGAAUAUUUGGAAAAGUGUUGGCUACUGUUGGCCGACCUGUACAAUCAAGCCGGCAAGUACGAGCUCGCCACGGAUUUGCUGAAGCGCGUGCUGCAGCACAACAAAUCGUGCACGAAGGCGUACGAGCUCGGUGGGAUUGCGUUCGAGAAGGAACAAAACUAUCGGGCAGCCGCGAUGUAUUACGACAGUGCGUGGCGUUACUGUGGCAAAUCGAAACCAAACAUCGGCUACAAGCUGGCGUUUAACUACAUGAAAAACAAACGGUACGCGGAUGCGAUCGAUAUCUGUCAGCAGGUGUUGAAAAUCCAUCCGGAGUAUCCAUCGAUUCGCAAAGACAUAUUGGAAAAGUGUCGUAAUAAUUUAAAAGUUUAA
This is a messenger RNA of Anopheles maculipalpis, 4041 nucleotides long. RefSeq names its product tetratricopeptide repeat protein 21B-like. Gene Ontology annotation, molecular function: protein binding. The coding region runs from base 19 to 4041 and encodes 1340 amino acids. Gene Ontology annotation, cellular component: intraciliary transport particle A. The record is from RefSeq and is a predicted model, not a curated record. The transcript is spliced from 3 exons. Gene Ontology annotation, biological process: protein localization to cilium; intraciliary retrograde transport. NCBI's taxonomy places the organism in Eukaryota, Metazoa, Arthropoda, Insecta, Diptera, Culicidae.